GCCAUUGGCCACCACCACCUCAUUUAGUCGCUGUCAACGCGCAUCAUAUGGGUAAGCUCGGUAACUUUACGACUAUAGGCACAGAAAGUAGCUCAAAGAGACGCUUUUCAUCGAGCUGGAUGUGGAAAAAACAAGAGGAGAAAACGACUAAUACAGAGAAGGAAGGAAAAGUUUAUCGAAGUACCUUUAAUUUUGGAUUGUAUUUCUUCGUUCCAUUUUUUUAUUUAUUUUUUUCCGGGAGGGUUGAUUUGCGCAAGUGACGGUGUGUGCCAGCAGUGUGGAGGUGCCGUGACUGAAUGUUUCCGUGUAUUGGUUGAAAAAGUUAACGCCAGGUGAAUGUAUAGUAUGAUGAUGGAGACUGACCUACACUCCCCAGUGCCCCAAACGAACACGAAUUCGGGGCACACGGGAGGAUCAAGCAAUGGGAACAAAGUCAACCAAGACCGCGUAAAGAGACCGAUGAAUGCCUUCAUGGUUUGGUCCCGGGGCCAGCGGCGGAAGAUGGCUCAGGAGAACCCCAAAAUGCACAACUCCGAGAUCAGCAAGCGGCUCGGCGCCGAGUGGAAGGUGAUGUCCGAGGCGGAGAAGAGACCCUUCAUCGACGAGGCGAAGCGGCUACGAGCUAUGCACAUGAAGGAGCAUCCGGAUUAUAAAUACAGACCGAGACGGAAGACCAAGACACUGUUAAAAAAGGACAAAUACUCUUUGGCCGGUGGGCUGCUUACCGGGACAGGGGGUGGGGGUGUCGGUCUAGGGAUGAGCCCUGGGGUCGGACAGAGGUUAGACAGUCCCGGGGGUCACGGUGGUGCGUCUGCUGCCAGCUACGCGCACAUGAAUGGCUGGGCGAACGGUGCGUACUCGGGGCAGGUGGCUGCAGCUGCGGCGGCCGCGGCCAUGAUGCAGGAGGCUCAGCUCGCCUACAGCCAGCACCCGGGCAGCGGGCACCACCACCACUCACACCACCACCACCCGCACAACCCCCAGCCCAUGCACCGCUACGACAUGUCGGCCCUCCAGUACAGCCCCAUCUCGAACUCUCAAAGCUACAUGAGCGCCUCUCCGUCCGGCUACGGCGGGAUCGCCUACACGCAGCACCAGAGCUCUGGUGUCGCCUCGUCCGGGUCGAUGGGCACGCUGGGCUCUCUGGUGAAAUCGGAACCGAGUGUGAGCCCUCCCGUCUCUACUCACUCGCGCGCCCCGUGUCCCGGGGACUUGAGGGACAUGAUAAGCAUGUAUUUACCGACGGGGGAAGCUGCAGGUGACCCGUCCGUUCAAAGUAGACUUCACGCGCUGCCGCAGCACUACCAGAGCUCCACGACAGGGUACCUAAAGAAAAGGACGACGUUGUGGUAGUCGCGAGGAAGGGAACAAGACAGGCUCGAGUCACAACACCUGUUGACUUGACUAAUGUCUCGUGGGAGGAACUUCGUCUCGGUCGACUAAUGUUUUGAUUUGAUUUUUUUGAACGGGCUUCUUUUGAUUAUCUGUCCGGUCACGUCUUUUUUGACCAGCAGGAAGACGCUCACGCCAUCGGUCAACACUAGUUAGGCCUACUGAUGACAGAAUCACCCCUUUUAAAAUAAGUUAUUUGACUGUCUGUUUUUGCUCUUCUAAUAUCCCAUAUAAUUUGCCUAAUAAUGUAAACUUAAUUGUGGACCAAUUGUGAUGAUUUGACAUGUGCGUUCUGGUUAUUUGUUGAUCAUUGCCAUAUAACUAUGAACCAUUUUUUUCACAUUCCCUGUUUCAUGUUUGUCAUUAUACUCAUACGUUAACUAUAUUUCAGUCAUUUCCACAUCUCGUAAUGUGCGUAAAGAUUUUAUUUUUCAUGGACAUAAUUAUCAUUUUCAAGAAAGUACAAAAAUACGUGUAUUGGUCUAAAAUAAUCUCAUAAACUAUAAUAUUCAAAUGAGGGAAUAAACGAAAUGAGGGAAUAUUCUCUGCUCUCAUUUUAUUUCAUUCAUUUACAUUGAACUUUCAGAAAGCGUGGUUAUUCAAACUUUUCCAGCACUUGCUGCAAUUUUGAUGGAGAUGACAGACACAAACUGGAAGAAUCAAUGAUUUAUGUUCGCGGUACACUAAAGUAAAUUCAUUGAAAAGUGGUAGGAUUAUGAAUGAGAAGUAAAGAUGCUUAUUUUGUCAAGGAUGCUUUCUUUAGAGACGGGGAUCUUGGACGCGAGGCUUGAUCCCAAACUAAUCCAAAUUCAAUAAUGUGAAUGGAUGCAGAUACAAAGAAUAUACAAUUAUUCAUUGGUCAUUUAAUUAACAUUCUCAAUGUAUCCUUGCUCACUGCUU
Molecule: messenger RNA, 2292 nt
Organism: Oncorhynchus kisutch (coho salmon)
Lineage: Eukaryota; Metazoa; Chordata; Actinopteri; Salmoniformes; Salmonidae
Product: transcription factor Sox-1a
Exons: 2
Coding region: 337-1353 (338 amino acids)
Biological process (GO): brain development; negative regulation of transcription by RNA polymerase II; neuron differentiation
Cellular component (GO): nucleus
Molecular function (GO): DNA-binding transcription activator activity, RNA polymerase II-specific; RNA polymerase II cis-regulatory region sequence-specific DNA binding
Source: RefSeq, a predicted model, not a curated record